Messenger RNA from Zymoseptoria tritici IPO323, 1140 nucleotides. RefSeq lists its product as uncharacterized. NCBI's taxonomy places the organism in Eukaryota, Fungi, Ascomycota, Dothideomycetes, Mycosphaerellales, Mycosphaerellaceae. Bases 1 to 1140 code for a protein of 379 amino acids. The record is from RefSeq and is a predicted model, not a curated record. The transcript has a single exon.
AUGUCUCAGAGCUCCACCCCUGAUGAUAAGCACGAGCGACUUCCUGCAUCUGCGAACAACAGCAACGUUCGCAGAGCAGCCAGUGAAACAGAGCCUCGCCCCAACGGAGGGCGGCAAGAUCGGCCUCAGAACAUGGGCACGACAACUGGACCGCCCAACUCCACUGUGAAGCGUCGAAGAACUAGCGUCGACGAGAGCGACUCGAAGAGAGCACGGCCAAAUAAUUUCGACCAUGAAACGCGGUACAAUCAACCUGCGCACCAUAACUCAGUUAGCAAACCCGCCACCGACUCUUAUCGUCCGGACUAUGUUCUCAGUCAUGGGGAGACACCCACAAACCAGUCUCAAAGCUUCGCAAUCAGCCACAAUCGGCCCAUCAGACAGCCGCUGGGCCGACGAGGUAGGUACGGCCCACCUCCAAGAUCGGGGCAGAACCCAUACAACCCGCCCUCGAGACUUGCACGGACUGAGGGAGACGAGAGCAUGAUGCCUCCACCUCCUCCGCAAGCCGCAAGGGCCAAUGGCGCCGCUGCUGGUCCUUCGAGAAGUAGACCGGUUACGGGUCACCAGGAGGAUUGGAAACUGAAGAAAGAUUCAGAUGAUUGGGCGCAUGGCGAUGUCUUCUGGGGCUCGCACAACGCCAUGGCAUACGACGUGAAAGCUGAUCCCGCUAAGAACAGCAAGUUCGUCCAAACUCCAACCGGCGUCGUGAGCUCCAAGCACCGCAUGUUCCUCUACUGGUUCUCGACAAAGGACGUAGGCAUGCAGAGCUUUGCAAUAGGCACCGGAACUGGAGGCGGUAUCGCAGGCCAGCCCCAGUGGAAGCGACGAUUCCUCAUCCCGCUCGUCGAGGAAGGAUCGGACAAGAUCCAAACGGAACAUCAUGCUUCGGUCGAGGUCAAGAUGAAGGAAGAAGAGAAAGGGACACUCGCGCCAGGAGCCUUUAUCGAUAUCUCGAAGUCGUGGCCGCAUGGCUUGUUCGAAAAGACGAGAAUGGUGGGGCGUGUCCCCGACUCGCAAGCUGAUCGCGUUAUAAGCGCUCACAGAGAGGUGAUCCGUAGAGGAGAGGUGUCUGCAAAGAGGCAGCUGAUCCAGAGGGAGGCGGACGAAAACCCGCGAGGAGCAGCACACCGACGGUAG